This is a messenger RNA of Rhizophagus irregularis DAOM 181602=DAOM 197198, 417 nucleotides long. NCBI's taxonomy places the organism in Eukaryota, Fungi, Glomeromycota, Glomeromycetes, Glomerales, Glomeraceae. The record is from RefSeq and is a predicted model, not a curated record.
GCGGCAGCACUUUCAAUUUUACACAAAUGCAAUUUGGCUCAUGGUGAUUUCCAUAGUGGUAAUAUACUUUUGGAUGAUGAUUGUAGCACCCAUAUAAGUGAUUUUGGAUUAAGCAGACCUGUAAAUCAAACCAACUUAAAUGAAAUUUAUGGAAUAAUUCCUUAUAUUGCUCCAGAAGUUUUGCGUGGAAAACCAUAUACUAAAGCAGCUGAUAUUUAUUCUUUUGGAAUUAUUAUGUGGGAACUUACAUCUGGUGUUCCUGCUUUUAAUGAUAGAUCUCAUGAUUUUAUACUCUCUUUAGAAAUUUGUGAGGGAUUAAGACCAAAAAUUGUUGAAGGUACAUCGCCAAUAUAUAAAAGAUUAAUGAAGAAAUGCUGGGAUUCCGAUCCUAAUAAAAGACCAACAGCUAAUGAAUUA